Mesocricetus auratus (golden hamster) is the source of this 591-nucleotide messenger RNA. Its product is annotated as zinc finger protein 431. Gene Ontology annotation, biological process: regulation of DNA-templated transcription. The transcript has 4 exons. NCBI's taxonomy places the organism in Eukaryota, Metazoa, Chordata, Mammalia, Rodentia, Cricetidae. Bases 304 to 591 code for a protein of 95 amino acids. The record is from RefSeq and is a predicted model, not a curated record.
UAUCUCUGCUGAUCUAGAAAAGGUCUUUGUCUGGGCGGCAGUCAGGGUCAGUGAGCAUUGUGCUGUGUCUUUAAGUACGGUGUAACCCAAAGGGAGGUACUCUUGUCAUUCAGGCCUCACUAGCCAAUCAAGCCCUCCAGGCGAUCUGCCAGUCAGAAGUGGUUGCCGGGCCCUUCCGGCCACCGGCUUCAGGCUUGGCUUUGAAGGGAAACUGAUGCCAGUGGGUUUGUAUGCUGUGCUGCGAGUGUUUCUGCUGGAGCAGAGCGAAGAGCAUGGGCGAGCUGGGAAACCACGACAUGGUAUAUGUAUUAUGCCAUUGUUAUGUUGGAAAGGUUUAAUUUGUUUGAAGGCAGUGAGUUGCAGGGGUCUCCAUUACAAAGAAUGACUUGGUGGGGCAUGGAUGCAGUGACCUAUAAUGAUGUUCAUGUUGACUUCACUCGGGAAGAAUGGACUUUGCUGGAUCCUUCCCAGAAGAAUCUCUAUAAAGAUGUGAUGCUGGAGACUUAUACGAACCUCACUGCUAUAGGCUUCAAAUGGGAAGAUCAUAAUAUUCAAGAACAUUGUCAAAGUUCUCGAAGACAUGGAAGGUAA